AUGGAUCCGGACCUGGCGCUCCACCUGGAGAUCGCCGCGGUGGUCGUGAUGGCGGUGCUCAUCGUCGCCGUAGCCGUCAGGGCCUCCGGCGGAGCCUGCGACGACGCGGCCGGCGCCACGGGGAGCGCCGCGGUGCACGACGCCGACGUCGAGGCCGCCCUCGGCGACGACACGCUCAUGUCGUACGAGCAGGCGGCCGACAGGAAGAAGAAGGCGAAGGAGGAGGAGGAGGAGGAGCAGGAGCGGUGCGCCAUCUGCCUGUCGGAGUACGGCGAGGGCGAGGCCGGCGAGCUGGUGCGGGUGGUGCCGGCCUGUGGGCACUUCUACCACGCGAGCUGCGAAAUCGACGGGUGGCUCCGGAAGCGCCGGACGUGCCCGCUCUGCCGCGGAGGGCUCGGCCGGCCGCCGCCGCUGCCGGGGCUGCCGCGGCCGGAGUGCCCGCCGAUGCCGCCGCGGAUGCCGUCCUCAGCUUAG
This is a messenger RNA of Triticum dicoccoides, 474 nucleotides long. RefSeq names its product E3 ubiquitin-protein ligase EL5-like. The transcript has a single exon. NCBI's taxonomy places the organism in Eukaryota, Viridiplantae, Streptophyta, Magnoliopsida, Poales, Poaceae. The record is from RefSeq and is a predicted model, not a curated record. The coding region runs from base 1 to 474 and encodes 157 amino acids.